GCGUUGUUUGUAUUGGUAGGUGUGGCUGGAUGAUGAGUGAAGACCCUAUUUACUCUAUUAUUUAUGGAAGACCUAAGACAAACACUUACUGAGCUCAAUGAAGACUACAGUAGAAAGAUAUCAUGGCAGAAGUCCUUCAUGAUAUGCAUCAAAAUACUUGAGCUGAUAUUAAUGAUAAGCAUUCCUUCCUUUAACCUGUUGUUGUGUUUGUUAGAUUCUUGCUUGUGGCUCCAGUGGAUUCUGUAUAGUAAUACUUGUUAUUGCUACUGAUGUAUUGGAAUCAGAAGCAGUUAAAAUAAGAAUUAGAUUUAUGACCAUGGUAGCAUUGUUAGCAUAUGCUAUCACCAAUCAAAAAAACAAAAACUAUAAAAACAUUAGUCUUGCUAGGCCCCUUUGCUACGGGGCAUGGCGAGACUUAAAAACAUUAACAAUUGCGAUGUUGUUUUCAUUGCCAUUUGGUGUCAAGAUCUUCAUUCUUCUAUUGCUAUAGGUGAAGCAUUAUUUGAUUGGAGUCCUAUGCAUCUCAAUACUUCAGAUAUUAAUUGCUUUGGAAUUGGUAGCAUUCUAGUGCACCACGUAUGUACUUAUGCUGCAUACUGUAUUCUAACACUUGGACUGCUACUAUCAUUCCUAUCAAUGACUAUAUUCCUUUAUAUUGAGAUAGAUACAUUUAUUGACAGUGUUACAUCACUUUUAUCAACAAGCAAUUCACAUAAUUUGGGUCAAAUUAACGAUGCAUUUAGCUGCAGCGAAUUUAAUAGUACAGCAGUACCAUUUGAUACAACAGAUCUUAGUCAAUGUGCUAGUGAUUGGAUGCAUCUCUACUUAACAGUUUUACUAGCAAUUGAAACAACACAAAUUGUAUUUCUGUCUCUGGUGUUGCUAUUAAGUUGCUUAUUGCACAAGUCAAUGGUAGAGGAUUCAGCAGUGAUGCUCCCACACAACAUGAGGUGGUUAAGGAGAAGGUUUUAUCAAGAUGAAGUCAUUCUUUUGGACCCAAACCAUUGGUCAAGAGAUUAUAAUGAGACAGACAAUAGUGAUAAUAAUGAUGGAUCAGAGAAUAGCCUUGAAAGAGGGGAAGGAUGUCAAAGUGAUGAUGGUUACAGUGUAAGACCUUCAGCUCCUCCACCUCCAUCUUAUGAUUAUGGAUAUAUUUUUGAGAGAACACAUGCUUUUGUACAAGACCUGAUUGCAAGAGGGUCUUUCUAAAAUGUAUGCGUCAUGUACUCAAUCUUAACAUUAUUAUCAGUCAUGAAAUUUUUAUU
Amphimedon queenslandica is the source of this 1265-nucleotide messenger RNA. RefSeq lists its product as uncharacterized. The transcript is spliced from 8 exons. Lineage: Eukaryota; Metazoa; Porifera; Demospongiae; Haplosclerida; Niphatidae. The record is from RefSeq and is a predicted model, not a curated record. Bases 406 to 1209 code for a protein of 267 amino acids.